AUGAGUUACCGUCCAACUCUUUCAGCCACCAAUGAUGGUAGGCAAGGAACAAUUCUGGAUACUCUUGGGCUCAACAAACUCAAUUUCGAUACUUUGCAUCACGAUGUACGUCGUAACCUUACGAAAGUUGACCCAAGAUUAACGGAAGAUUUGAAAAACAUUACGCUUCUGUUGAAAGAGGAGAAAAACAUUUUGAGUAGCUUGCAGAAUGUUGCUCAUGAAAGGAGAGAAGUCAGCAAACAUAUUUUCGUUUGGGGAAAAGAAGAUAAUAGUGAAGAUAUUGCAGAUAUAACCGAAAAACUGGCAAAUCUAUUGGAGAAAAUAGCAGAUGCAGAGACAGUUUUAUGCGAAAAAUACGACCAUUAUCGCAAUCUACUCAAAGAAAUCCGGGAAGCAGAUCAACGUCUUCACACCCCGAAAGAACGGCGACGAAAAGUUAAUGAAGAAAUAUCCAGACUCAUGAAAUCGCAUCCGGGCUCGCCGCGAAUCCAAGAACUUCAGAACGAUCUUCAACGUAUAAACACAGUUUCGACGGUUGAUGAAUUAGAGGUCGGUAAUAUAAAAAGACAAAAGUUGAAGGAGGCACUCAUGAUACAGAUGAAUGCGAUUUUUGAGACUGCGGAAAAAAUUGCCAUAAUUACAGGUUUUGGGUUAUACCUUUUGGAAUAUAUUAAUACUACGCCGGCUAAAGUCGGAGAACCGAGGCCAAAAUAUGACUCUUUCAAUGCCACCCAAGAAGUAGUUAAAGAAUGUCAAAUAGCAUUACAUCGUUGGCAAUCACCAUCCACUGACAUCAAAGAGCUCUUACCAGCGCUAACAAACACCGCACCCGCACAACUAGCCGCCCAAAAACAAGAGUACGAGGAAAAAAUAGCUCAAAUACAAUCCACAAUGACUUCGCAACGACAAGCCUCCGACGACCAAAUCGCUGAACUCCUAAAAAAACUAGCAGACCAAAAAAAAACAUUCGAAGAUCAAAUAGUCGAACUGACCACGACAUUCGCAACACAGAAAGAAGCUUACGAAUCACAAAUUAAUGAUUUAUCGGACUCAGUAUCAACGCAAAAACAUUUUUACGAAGUGCAACUUAACGAUCUUGGAUCUGCCUUAGCGGCGCAACGAGAAGAAUCUGGAACGAAGAUUUCGGAACUCGAGUCAAAAAAUCAACAGUUCCAAAUGCAAAUUCAACAAUUUGAAGCAAAGAUUAGUGAACUGACGGCUGCUUUAAAUAGUGAAAAGGAAAAAAAUGAAACACAACUCAAAGAACAUAAUGUAAUUCUCUCGCAAAAGCAGGAGUAUGAGAUACAAAUUCGUGAAAAAGAUGCACUUAUUACUAAACUCCAAAAUGAGAUGAAUAGCGUUGCCACUGAAAAAGGAAAACUAUCACAAUUGGUAAAAGAUUUAGAGGAAACACUUAAAUCCAAAACAUCCACUUUAGAUCAAAAAGAGGAAAAAAUUGGGCGUCUCGAGGAUGAUAUCUCGAGUAUUAAAUCCCAACUUGCUGGACUCAAACUCACUCCUUCACCACCAAUACCUUCGAAUGAAGGUGCAGGUCCUUCGUCAAAUAGAUCAGCAGUAUCUGGAGCUGGACCAACAGCAGCAUCACCUCCACGAUCUUCUGCUAGUGUAGAUGUUGCUGCUGUUUCUACGGAACAACAAGAUGGAUUAUCCCGAGCACCGUCUGUCGCUCAACAUAUGGGACCUCCAUUUCAACAACAGCCGUUAUAUGUUGCGCCUGGUCCUGGAUAUCAACCACAAGGUGGUUAUGUUGGUCAAAAUGUCUCUCCGCUUCCAAAUCAAGCAGGCGGUUUUGUAGGAGGUUUCUUCCUUAAUGAACAAAUUGACGAAGCACCACCUGCUUAUGAUGGUCCUCCAAAAGAUGGUUUUCCGGGAGAUGAAAAGAGAAAUGAGAAAAGUUAA
Molecule: messenger RNA, 1920 nt
Organism: Ambispora leptoticha
Lineage: Eukaryota; Fungi; Glomeromycota; Glomeromycetes; Archaeosporales; Ambisporaceae
Source: the annotation of a GenBank genome assembly